GGAAAUUCCACGUGCUUUCCUUUUGGGAACUACUUAUAGUAUAUUCAUCCGCAUGUUAUUGUAUACUUUCACAUUUGCAUUUGAAUCCGUCGUUAAAAUACAAUAUUGUACUGUAAUUUGAAUCAAUCAUUUAUAAUAUUAUUCAAGUGCGAUGACAUUUACACAUAUUAUAGAUUGAGGGUUCAUUUUUAAAAUCAUUUUUUGUCACGGGAGUACUUCCGCUAACAACUUCCAAGGUGUUCCUAGGCAUGAUCUAGCAUUUAAACUUUCUUAAAAAGUUGAAUUUUCUCGUAAUUAUAAGCAAUUAUGACGGAUAUCACAUCUGAAAAUGGCUUGCAGCUUGGUAAGAAACUGUGUGAAGGCAAGACAAAGGCUGUGUAUGAGAUCCCAGAGUUGCCUGGCCAGGUAUUGUUGAAGUCAAAGGACAGGAUAACUGCUGGAGAUGGGGCUAGGGCACAUGAUCUGGAGGGCAAGGCUGCUAUAUCUACCUCUACAACCUGUAAAAUCUUUAAAAUCUUGGCUGAUGCAGGAAUCAAGACCCACUUCAUCAAGCAGCACAGUGAAACAUCCUUUAUUGCUCAGUCUAUGGACAUGAUCCCUAUAGAGUGGGUGACAAGGCGCAUUGCUACUGGUUCUUUCCUAAAGAGAAAUGUAGGUGUGAAGGAGGGAUAUAGGUUCUGUCCACCUAAACAGGAGACAUUUUAUAAGGAUGAUGAGAACCAUGAUCCCCAAUGGUCGUACGAACAAGUCCUAGAGGCAAAGAUGCAACAUGGAGGUCGAGUCAUCAACAGAGACGACAUUGACAUCAUGAGUCACACUACUGUUUGUGUGUUUGAAGUCCUUGAGAAGAUGUGGAGGUCCUUAGAUUGCAGUCUUAUUGAUAUGAAGAUUGAGUUUGGUGUGAAUAACCAAGGAGAGAUUCUACUGGCUGACAUCAUAGACAGUGAUUCAUGGAGACUGUGGCCAGCAGGGGACAAGAGAUUGAUGAAGGACAAGCAGGUCUACAGGAACCUACAGGAUGUCACACCUGAAGCAUUAGGGACUGUCAAGAGGAACUUCCAAUGGGUGGCUGAUAAACUCAAUGAACUGAGAAUAAAGCCUAAUGCUAGAGCAGUUGUAUUCAUGGGGUCUCCAUCAGAUAUGGCCCAUUGUGAGAAAAUACAAACCUACUGCGGAGAAUAUGGUGUACCAUGUGAACUGAGAAUCUCAUCUGCACAUAAGGGAACUGAUGAAACAAUGAGCAUAUUAGCUGAUUAUGAAGGUGAAGGUAUCCCUACAGUGUUCAUAGCAGUAGCUGGACGUAGUAAUGGAUUGGGACCUGUUCUCUCAGGGAAUGCAACCUGGCCAGUGAUUAACUGCCCCCCUGUGAAGGCUGACUGGGGCCCUGAGGACAUCUGGUCAUCUCUUAGACUACCCUCAGGCCUGGGUUGUACUACAGUGAUUGCUCCAGAGACAGCCGCACUACAAUCUGCUCAGAUCCUUGCGCUGAACGACUACAUGGUCUGGAGCAAACUGAGAGCGAAGAAACUGAACACAUGGAUUGGCUUGAAACGCGCCGAUCAGAAAAUCAGGCUCGAUUGACAAUAGAUGGCACUGUUAAAAGAGAAGCAAAAAAUAAUUACACAUUCAUUUAGUUUUCUUCACUAAUAUAACAUUAUGUUUCGUUUUUUAACCAAAGUUAUAUAAGAAGCCUGUAUCAUCAUCAAUCAUCAUUAUCUUUGAAUGUGUAUAUGCAUAUUUGUAUGCUGACCCAUACAAAUCUCUCAUUAAGUUUCCCUACCAGGCACACCUUGAAUUGUGAAGAAAGACUACAUGAAAAUGUAACUAUUUUUACUUCAUUAGGAUAGGGACCACACAACUCUCACACAAAGAAUGCUUAUUUUAUAAUUGAAUGUAAAUUUUAACAUUUCCAUUCCAGUUUCACUGUUGUGUACAUGAUUACAUGUAUAUGAUCAUGGAAAUCUUGAACAAUGUCUCAGAUAUUUGCAUAAUACACCAGGCAUUUACUGUUAAGCAUUUUUGUUUCACUAACAAGUUUAAUUAGCUAUAUGCUGGCUCUUAAAUACAUUGAUUGUGCAUGUGACAAAUCAGGUUUUACGCUUAAGAUAAACAAAUUUUCAAAUAUUAUUGAAGUAAUUGCUACGGAAUAUCUGCCAUAUGUUCAGUUUUGUUGAACAGCAAUGCGUUGAAGAAAAAUGUGCCAUUUUAACUUUGU
Molecule: messenger RNA, 2215 nt
Organism: Owenia fusiformis
Lineage: Eukaryota; Metazoa; Annelida; Polychaeta; Sabellida; Oweniidae
Source: the annotation of a GenBank genome assembly